Enterobius vermicularis (human pinworm) is the source of this 2382-nucleotide messenger RNA. The record is from the annotation of a GenBank genome assembly. Lineage: Eukaryota; Metazoa; Nematoda; Chromadorea; Rhabditida; Oxyuridae.
AUGUAUUUAAAUGAGGGCACUUUUCUAAAUAACUGUCGACUUCGAUAUGCUCGGAAACAGAUUUAUACCUAUGUUGCAAAUAUACUAAUCUCAAUUAACCCAUAUGAACAAGUGCCUGAAUUGUACAGCAGUAAAAUGAUAAAAAAGUAUCAAGGCAAAUCAUUAGGCACAUUACCACCACAUAUUUUUGCGAUUGCCGACAAGGCAUACCGGGACAUGAGACGUUUCAAGCAAAGUCAGUCAGUUAUAGUGUCCGGUGAGUCCGGUGCAGGUAAAACAGAAUCCCAAAAGUAUAUUCUACGUUACCUUUGUGCUUCUUGGGGUUCAUCUUCGGGUUCCAUUGAAGAACGAAUUCUUGAAACUAAUCCAAUAUUAGAAGCAUUUGGAAAUGCAAAGACACUUCGUAACAACAACAGCAGUCGAUUCGGAAAAUUUGUUGAAAUUCAUUUUGACUCUCAGUAUGCAGUCGCUGGUGGAUAUGUUUCUCAUUAUCUACUAGAGAAAUCACGUAUAUGUCUACAGCAAGGCCGAGAACGUAAUUACCAUAUAUUCUAUCAGCUUAUUGCUGGAUCAGAUCUAAAUCUUGCAAAAAAACUUGGUUUGGAGCCACUGGAUUCAUUUAAUUAUUUGAACAAAGGAUGUACACAAUUUUUUUCAAAACCUUCCACGUCGCAACACGAUCUACGUGAUGAACUGCUGGACGAUUAUGCCGAUUUUCUGUCUCUUCAGAAGGCUUUAACGAGUAUUGGCAUUUCAACCAGCGAAAUGAAUGCAAUUUUUCAGACGGUGGCAGCUGUUUUGCACUUAGGAAACAUUUGUUUUGAAGAAAAUUCCGACGACCGUACAGGUGCUUGUAUGGUUUCUGAAAACAGCCAACGAUCGCUACAAUUCGCUGCUAAUUUGCUAGGCUUAGACCCAAAGGAUUUAAGUCGUGGACUUCUUUUUCGCACUAUGCAACCAACUAGAGGAGGUGAUAAAGGAACAAUGAUCAGAGUUCCCUUAAAAUCCUACGAAGCUGCAGCGGCAAGAGACGCACUGGCAAAAGCAAUUUAUAGUAGAAUGUUUGAUUCAAUUGUUGCAGCAAUCAACCGGUGUAUACCAUUUGGGGACAGCGUUUCAUAUAUUGGAGUUCUUGAUAUCGCCGGAUUUGAAUUUUUCACCGUCAAUUCAUUUGAACAGUUUUGUAUCAAUUACUGCAACGAAAAACUUCAAAAGUUUUUCAAUGACAGGAUUCUUAAGCAGGAACAAGAAUUGUAUGCGAUUGAGUACCUAAAUGUUCCACAUAUUGAAUACACCGAUAAUCAAGACUGUAUUGAGUUAUUUGAAGAAAAAGUAUGUGGUUUACUUGACAUGUUAGACGAAGAAGCUCGAUUACCACGACCUUCACCGAAACAUUUUACUAGGUUUUUCCGGUUUUUAAGCUCAAUAAUUAUUUAUGAUAAACUUUCAUCUGGUAACAAAAACUAUUCACCAAGAAAAUCAAAGCUUCGCGAGCAUCGUGAAAUUCUAGACGACGAAGGUUUUCUUAUCAGACAUUUUGCUGGUUCGGUUUGUUAUGAAACCAACCAAUUUCUUGAGAAGAAUAAUGAUGCGUUACAUACGUCAUUGAAAAUUUUAAUACAACAAAGCAGCGUACCUUACAUCUGCAGUUUAUUUGUGACAAAUAAUCAUCAGAUGAAAAUGGAAGGUCGAAACAAGGUGUCAGUUAGCUAUAAAUUCAGAAUUCAACUGCAAGAACUUCUCGACCGAUUGGUUAACACGGGUACUCAUUUCGUACGCUGCAUAAAGCCGAACUCAAAAAUGGAACCUGGUAACUUUGAGGGAGCCCAAAUUUUAAGUCAGUUGAAAUGUGCAGGAAUGGCAAGUGUACUGAAUCUUAUGCAGAAAGGAUAUCCUUCACGAACAACUUUUUCGGAUUUAUACAACAUGUAUAAAAAGUUUCUUCCUCCCGAACUUGCUCGGCUUGAUCCAAGGUUGUUUUGUAAGUGUUUAUUCGGCGCACUUGGCUUAAACAGUGAUGACUACAAAUUUGGCCUGACAAAAGUGUUUUUUAGACCUGGAAAGUUUGCCGAAUUUGAUCAGAUGCUUCAUCAAGAUACUGAACAUUUGAAGCAGUUGAUUCACAAGGUUCAGUCAUGGUUACGACGUGUUAGAUGGAGAAAAGCACAGUACGGAGUACUCAGUUGCAUUAAAUUGAAAAAUAAAAUUCUUUACCGAUGUAAAGCAUUAAUAACGAUCCAAAGUGCUGUCCGAGGAUACAUUGUAAGGAAAAAGGAAGCUGAAAGGUCAGCUGAAGCAAACACACGCCAAAAAUGGAUGCCUUUAGUAACUGAUUUGAAGAAUCAGGCAAAAACUAUUGCCAGUCACGUUAAGGUUUCAUAA